AUGCGGGGUCAACUGACCGACCGUCCUGCCGUGUCCCUUUGCUUGGUGAAAGAGGCGUCUCAUUCCGCAAAACCCGUGUGCUUGGACCCCCGCACCAGUGGGAAGAUGUCCAUAUCUAUUAUCCGAUGCGAGAACGGAAGAGAACAUGACAUGUAUGACACGGAGCUGCCGCAGCCGCAGGCGUUGCAGUCACCAGAGCAGCAGUUGCAGUUGCAGGGAGACAUUUUUGGAUGGCACGUGUGCGGAUCCGACAAGGCGUUGACUGGACAAAGAGGGAUUUGGAUGCAGAUUGUGGAAGGACAAGUCCUUGUCAUGCAUUUUGUAUCAGAAAUUCAAGAUGUGAGAAACAGAGUUAGCAUGGGUAAUGUGGAAAAACGGUUGGGUGACCCUUGA
Messenger RNA from Histoplasma capsulatum G186AR, 393 nucleotides. RefSeq lists its product as uncharacterized. The transcript has 3 exons. The record is from RefSeq and is a predicted model, not a curated record. Bases 1 to 393 code for a protein of 130 amino acids. NCBI's taxonomy places the organism in Eukaryota, Fungi, Ascomycota, Eurotiomycetes, Onygenales, Ajellomycetaceae.